Messenger RNA from Cladocopium goreaui, 2528 nucleotides. The record is from the annotation of a GenBank genome assembly. NCBI's taxonomy places the organism in Eukaryota, Dinophyceae, Suessiales, Symbiodiniaceae.
ACUUGGCCUGCAUUUCUUGGUACUUGUGCUAUGGAUUCCUCCGACUCAGAUGAUGAGACCUUGCCAAGAGCUUACAAGCGAGCUGCCUGGUGUGUAGUGGUGUUGGGGCUGCUGGUCACUGUUGGGGGCUUACCUCAAGUCCCAGUGCUGGUGCACUACCAUCAGCCCUUGGGUUUUUCAGCCGGUCGCGACAGUCCUGGGAUCCUUGGCCAACAGCAGCUGAAGCGCUUCUUUCCAGUGUUCGCCGAGGCUGCCGAGGCCCCGGUGAUGCUGGUCAUCCGAAGCAAAACUGGCAGCGUCCUCACUCCGGAAGUGGAGCAGUUCACAACUCGGGUGGAGCAAAGUUUGAAUGAUCCCAGGGCGAAGGUGUUGAAUCCCCUGGUGCUGGGGGUUUAUGCCAGCAACCGCUUCGGUCACGGUGGCUUCCAGCUGCCUUCCAAGUUGGUACGACAGAAGUUGGUCUCAAGGGAUGAGAAGACCACGCUGUUGGUGCUGAUCCCCACCUCCUUCCCGACCUAUGCCACCUUCACCAGCAAUGGAUCCAAUCGCACUGUCUUUGCUCCGUGGCUCUAUCGGAAACAACUCAUGGAGUUUCUACACGAGUUGCUGGUGGACGUGCCAAGAGAUACUGAAGUCCUUCUGACUGGAAACCCAGUCAUCGAAUACGAACGCUUCUUCGAUCACAGCAUCGAAUUGCUGUUGCGAGCAGAGCUGUUCGUGCUGCCCUUGGCCACCAUGAUCUUCAUUUGGCUGGUGCGAGAGAUCAGGUUGUUAGCCCUUCCACCCUUGGUGCUCUUGUGCUCCCUUGCCCUGAGCGCUGGCUGCUCUGUGCCUUUGGCGAAGUGGACGCCGCUGUCGCCAGACGUGCCACCGGCCAUGGUGUCAGUGUUGUUGGCAGUCAGCUUGGAUUAUAGUUUGUUUAUGUUGAGCCGCUUCAUGGAGAACAAAUCCAAAGCUUUGGACCGGGAGGACAAUGCUGAAAUCUUACUGUGUCAGACAGGUCAGACCAUUCUAGUGAGCGGUGGUUUGAUCGCCAUCGCCUUCUUUGGAGCUUUCUUUUUGCCAGAGCAGAAUCUGCACAGUGCAGGGCUAGUCUUGGGCAUCACCGUAGUCUGUAGCAUGGUGGUGAACAUUUGCCUGUCCCCUGCGUUGCUGUACCUCUUUGGCGAGCGGUUGACGGAGGAUGGAAGCAAUGGAAAUGAUGAACACCAGUGGGGUUCCAUAGGGCUCAGCGGCCUAAGCGGCAGCGAGCGAGAUGCCUUGGUUGGGGAGGAAGUCUUCGUGAAGCACAGCAGCUCUCGCGGCUGGCUGCGUUUGAUGCGGCUCAUCGAGCGAUGGCCCAGGAUGGCAGUGUGUCUUGUAUUUCUGGUGUUUUUGCCGUUGACAUGGCAGAUCCCCAAGUUGCAUGGCACGGCCGAUAUCUAUGCAUCACUGCCCGGGGAUUUGCCCAGUGUGGUGGCCAUGAGGGAGCUGGCCCAAGAGUUUCCCGCUGGACAAUUUGAUCCUUAUUUUGUGGUCCUUUCUGGAAGCGCGCUGCUUUCAGAGGAAGGCUACAAGGCCAUGCUUCAGCUCUGCACCAUGCUACAGGCCAUUGGAGUAGAUUCCAUCUUGGGCCCGGUGUACCUAUUGGAUCAAAGUGUCGAUUGGGACACCGCACAACGCUGGCAGAAGGAGCCAUCAUCCUUGGAACUUCACAAGGCCUAUGGAAAAGUGAUGCAAAGCCAUGUCAAUGGAUCUGCAGUGCUCCUAGAGGUAUUUACAGAUUUCUUGCCAAGGGGAUCAAACGGUGCAACUUGGGUGCGGACUGUACGGCAUGGUCUUGCGCUGUGGCAAGAGCAGCAUCCUGAGUUCACCGCUUUUCUUGCGGGUGGAGCAACGCUCAUGGUCGAUUCGCAGGACACUGUAAUGCACGCAGUGCCCACUUACCUCGCCGUUUGCAUUUUGCUGAUAUCAGCCGUUGUGUUUGGCGUGUUUAGAAGCAUUUUGUUGCCCUUGCGCCUGGCAUUUGCUCUCCUUUUUACCCUGGCGGCCACCUUUGGCAUGGCCGUGGUCUUCUAUCAGACGCCACUCUUCCAUGGCCUUUUUCCAUGGCUGGUGAACUAUGAUGGCCUUUGCUUUGAGAUUGUCCCCAUGGCCAUUUGCAUCGCGGUGGCUUUGGGUCUGGACUACGACAUUUUCCUGGUGAGUCGGAUUGUGGAAUUCCGAAAGGAGGGCUUCAACGACCGGUCCAGUAUCAUCCUUGGUGUUGCAAGCACGGGAGGCAUCAUUUCAGGUGCAGGGGCCAUCAUGGCGCUGGCCUUUAGUGGUUUAUUCUUUUCGGAGAAGUUGUUGCAUCAGCAGUUCGCUCUUCUGCUGGUGACCUCGGUGUUGCUGGACACCUACGUGGUGCGGACGGUGCUGGUCCCCGCUCUGAUGAUGUCGGCGGGUGAUUACAACUGGUGGCCGCGGAAGAUGCCGAACGCCAGGAGAUGAUGCCACGCCACGCCCGUUGGUCAAAAAGGAAAAAGACGAGUGAGGGAACGGUCCUG